AUGGCAACCAGCAGCUCCGAUGAAGUUCCUCCCGCUGCAAGGAAGCUGGUGGGCAAGGUGGCGCUGAUCACUGGCGGGGCGAGCGGCAUCGGGGAGUGCACGGCGCGGCUCUUCGUGAAGCACGGCGCGCGCGUCGUGGUGGCGGACAUCCAGGACGAGCCGGGCGCCGCUCUCUGCGCUGAGCUGGGCGCCGACGCCGCCAACUACGUGCACUGCGACGUCACCGUCGAGGGCGACGUCGCGGCGGCCGUGGACCACGCCGUGGCCCGCUUCGGCGCGCUGGACAUCAUGUUCAACAACGCGGGAAUCGGCGGCGCGGCGUGCCACAGCAUCCGGGAAAGCACCAAGGAGGACUUCGAGCGCGUGCUGUCCGUCAACCUCGUGGGACCGUUCCUGGGCACCAAGCACGCGGCGCGGGUCAUGGUGCCCGCGGGCCGCGGCGGCUGCAUCAUCGGCACGUCCAGCCUGGCGUCCGCGGUGGCCGGCGCCGCGUCGCACGCGUACACGUGCGCCAAGCGCGGGCUCGUGGCGCUCACGGAGAACGCCGCGGCGGAGCUGGGCCGCCACGGGAUCCGGGUCAACUGCGUCUCGCCCGCCGCGACCGCCACCCCGCUCGCAACGGAGUACGUGGGACUGGAGGGGGAGGCGUUCGAGCAGGCCAUGGAGGCCGUCGCCAACCUCAAGGGCGUGCGCCUGCGGGUGCCGGACAUCGCCGCCGCCGUGCUCUACCUCGCCAGCGACGACGCGCGCUACAUCAGCGGGCACAACCUGCUCCUCGACGGGGGCUUCUCCAUCGUCAACCCGUCCUUUGGGAUCUUCAAAGAUUGA
Messenger RNA from Miscanthus lutarioriparius, 828 nucleotides. NCBI's taxonomy places the organism in Eukaryota, Viridiplantae, Streptophyta, Magnoliopsida, Poales, Poaceae. The record is from the annotation of a GenBank genome assembly.